This is a messenger RNA of Maniola jurtina (meadow brown), 2136 nucleotides long. RefSeq lists its product as uncharacterized. The coding region runs from base 87 to 1604 and encodes 505 amino acids. The record is from RefSeq and is a predicted model, not a curated record. The transcript is spliced from 12 exons. Lineage: Eukaryota; Metazoa; Arthropoda; Insecta; Lepidoptera; Nymphalidae.
AGCAUAGUACCUAUUAUCUUCUAUAAACUUGUUUGUAAAUAUUUUUAUGAUUUUUACAAUAAAUUGUGGACUUUUGCUGUGUAAAAAUGGAAGUAUCUAAUGAAAUAAAAGAAGAUAUUCGGAAGACACAAUCGGACUUGAAAAAUGCGAUACGAAUUCAUCAGAUAUGGGUAGCGCGUUUACAAGAAGAUGAAAAUAAUAUACAUGUUAAAAAUAAAGUUAGUGAAGCAGAAAAAGAUAUAAUUUCUAUAAGUCAAGCGCAGAAAUUGGUGGUUGACAGACUCCGCAGAGAAUUAGAACUAUACCAACAGCGCCUGAGGGCUAGAAACAGGCAAAUUAAUAUAGAAAAUGAUAAUAGAUAUGUUGCCCAACAAUUAAGAGACCAUCAACUACAGUAUCGCAACAGAUGCCGUACAACUUCACUUUUGAAGCCUUCCGUUCUUAAUGAGAUACAGAUUAAAUCUGAAAAUAUUAACAAUGAAACAAAUAACGUUUCGGAUUCCGAUAAUGAAAACAAAUACAAUGAAAAGGAGAAUUCACGUAGCAGUGAGAGAGAUGAUAGAGAUAAAUAUCAGAGGAAUUUUGCACAGCUGCCAAAUAUUGUGCACGAUAGCAGAAGCAACUUUACUAAUGCACUAAAUAAAGUGAAAGAAUCUUUUAUUGGUAGCAAGAUUCAAGACCAGGAGUGGCAGGAGCAGGGAUCAGACUCUGACUCAUCACGCGAUGUAUCGCUGACGCCUUCGCCGCCCCCUUUGCCUGAACCUGGUGAACCCAUUUCUAAGGAGAUUUUUCUGAGGCUUCUUGGUUUGAUUAUGCCCGCACAGAAAGAAAUACUUGAAAGGAAAAUAAAUGAACGACGGAAAAGAUCUACAACAAGUACAAAUAAGAAUGAUUUCCUUUAUGGCAACUAUGAGAUGCUGCCGAAACGCAAAAAGUACAAUCAAUUUCCAUAUUUGCAAAGCCACAGCGACCCACCCCAAACACGCUCGGCAAAGUUACGGAAACAGCAGAAUCAGAACAAAUCAUCUCGGGAAGGUUCGCCCUCUGGUUCAUCAUCUGAAAACAAAGCAGGUUGGAGUAGUAGUAAGCCGGCCUGGGUGGCGGCUUUGCCAGCCGGUCUGUCGGUAGAACCUGUAUAUACUCCUACUAAAAAAGUUUGCCAUGGUUGCGGCAGAAAUGAUGUUCCGUCGCUGCUGGUGUGGUGCGUGUCGUGCGCCGUGUGGCAGCACACGGGGUGCGGCGCGGAGGGCUGCUGUGCUGGUUGUAGCGCGCCGCUGCCGGACCCCACCGCCUGCGCCAGCACGCCCACACAGAACCUUGACUUGUAUAGAGAUAAGCUCGCGGAACGGAAACGCUUGCAAGAAAAAAACAUCGAAUUGUGCGUAGAAUUGCGUAAAUUGGAAGCGCGAGCGGCUACACUAAAGGAGAAUUUAGACGAGCACAAUGCAGAAAAGCGGCAAUUGUUAGCGGACCAAAUCAAAACGCAAAGGAACCUCCAGAAACUGUUAGACUUCAUAAGCCAAUUCAAAGAAACGUCCAUAAGUGUGAGAUCUACCUCUGCGAGCGAGUCUGGCAGUGAAGUUAGCAAAAGCAACGAAGAAUGAGAUAAUACGCGUAGUGGUUAAUAUUGUGUGAUUAUAUCAAUUAUAUUGUUACGUUGUUUUGUGGUAGAAUAAUAUUCUUAUUUCAAAUUGAGAUAUGUACUUAGUAGAAUUUUUUAUACGUAAUCGGAUGGAUAUGUUGGUAGUUUAUUUUAUCAAGAAAAAUAAAAUAAAUAAAAAACAUAUCAAUUGUUGCCAUAAAAAGUAAUUGAUUUGUCAUAAGUAAUAAAUUAAUUGGUUAACACAGCUUGAUGGCGAUGUGUCGAUAUUAUACUUGUAUGUACAAUUAUUAUUGAUUUUAUAUUUUUUGUUGUAAUGUUGUUUUUCAUUGUAAUAAUUUUAAAUAUUAAAAAUGAAUUUAUUGUUUUGAUGAUGAUAACAUGAUUAAGUAUUUCAUAAUAUGCUUAUACUAUUAAUUAUACUGUAUAUAAAUAGUAUACAUACGAAAGUGUGUCUGUCCAUCUGACUGUUUGCUAGCUUUUCAUGCCCAUUUUGACGAAAAUUGGUAAAGAAAUAGCUUGCAUCCAAGUAAGGA